Messenger RNA from Apodemus sylvaticus (European woodmouse), 3004 nucleotides. It is a transcript of the gene Naa30, whose product is annotated as N-alpha-acetyltransferase 30, NatC catalytic subunit. Bases 192 to 1319 code for a protein of 375 amino acids. The transcript has 5 exons. Gene Ontology annotation, molecular function: protein-N-terminal amino-acid acetyltransferase activity. The record is from RefSeq and is a predicted model, not a curated record. Gene Ontology annotation, cellular component: NatC complex. Gene Ontology annotation, biological process: N-terminal peptidyl-methionine acetylation. Lineage: Eukaryota; Metazoa; Chordata; Mammalia; Rodentia; Muridae.
CUUUACCCGGGGUAACAGGCGAGGCGCUUUACGGCGGCGGCGGCCGGGUGAGAGGCUCGGCGGCGGCGGCGGCAGCGGAGCGGCGGCGGCGGCAGCGGCGGAAGCGGCGGAGUGGCCGCGGCGGGGAAGGCGGCUGCGGCGGUGGCUGAGGGAGAGGAGCGGCGGCAACGGCGGCGGGGUGCGGCGCGGGGAUGGCGGAGGUACCGCCUGGGCCUAGCAGCCUCCUCCCACCACCAGCGCCUGCGGCCCCAGCGGCGGCGGAGCUCCGGUGCCCGUUCCCGGCGGGGGCCGCACUCGCUUGCUGCAGCGAGGACGAGGAGGACGACGAGGAGCACGAAGGCGGCUGCGGGAGCCCUGCGGGCGGCGAGGCGGCGACCGCGGCCAAGGCGCGUUCUUGCCUUCGCUGCCCGCAGCUGCCUCAGGAGCAGCAGCAGCAGCAGCAGCAGCAGCAGCAGCAGCAGCAGCUCAACGGAUUGAUCGGCCCAGAACUGCGACACCUCCGGGCCGCGGCGACCCUCAAGAGUAAGGUUCUGAGUGCAGCGGAGGCGGCCGCCCCCGACGGGGCCCCCAAAGUGACUGCCACAAAAGGAGCCGAGGGACACCCGGAGGAGAGACCUCCUCACUCGGUCCCCAACAAUGCAAGAACUGCACUCCCCGGCCGGCCCGAGGCCGCGGCGGCGGAGGCGGCGGCGGGGGCGGCGAGCGACCCCGCUGCGGCCCGAAAUGGACUGGUGGAGGGCAACGAGCAGGAAGAGGAGGAGGAGGAGGAGGACGAGCAGGUGCGGCUGCUGUCUUCGUCUCUGACCACCGGCUGCAGUUUAAGGAGCUCCCCGGGCAGGGAGGCCGAGCCCGGGGAGGAUCGGACGAUACGAUACGUCCGCUAUGAAUCUGAGCUCCAAAUGCCUGAUAUCAUGAGACUGAUCACCAAAGAUCUGUCUGAACCCUACUCCAUUUAUACGUAUAGAUAUUUUAUCCACAACUGGCCACAGCUGUGUUUCUUGGCCAUGGUAGGGGAGGAGUGUGUGGGUGCCAUCGUUUGCAAGUUGGAUAUGCACAAAAAGAUGUUCCGCAGAGGUUAUAUAGCCAUGCUAGCCGUGGAUUCCAAGUACAGGAGAAAUGGCAUUGGUACUAACUUGGUAAAGAAAGCUAUAUAUGCCAUGGUCGAAGGAGACUGUGAUGAGGUUGUUUUGGAAACAGAAAUUACAAAUAAGUCUGCUUUGAAACUUUAUGAAAAUCUUGGUUUUGUUCGAGAUAAGAGGCUGUUCAGAUACUAUUUAAAUGGAGUUGACGCACUGCGACUUAAACUGUGGCUGCGCUGAGGGACUGACAGCAAGGAACGGCUCCACCCACAUGGAAGCGACUUUUGCAUGCAAUGCAAUUUGUGCAGAAUUGCUUUGCAGGUGGAUUUAGUAAUUCCCAUGCAGCUGUUAUCUGUCAGUGUCCAUUGAGUGUCGCACAAUAUUUGUUGCACUUUGGCAUGGCGCAUUUGUUCUGAAUUAAAUGAGAUUGUUUUAAACUUCAAGAGUUCUGUUGGUACCAGCAGGAUGUGCCAGUUAAUAGCCAAGACUUGUUCAUUUGCAAAGUCUGCUGACAGUGCUAUUUACAUAGUGAUCAUUUUAUCACAGAACCAGUAAGUGGGACAUGAUUUUUGUUCCUUCAAGAAGCCAAUGUAGAUUGUAAAAGUCUCUUAAGUAUACUAACAUUUCACACAAAACCUGCCAUAGUUUUCUGAAGGGGGUGAGGGAAGAGCUUCAAUUUAGGUUUUAUUUUUUCAAUAUUAAAUUUUCCAUUCUUGAAUAUUGGUACCUCAGUGAUUAGUGGAUGAAAAGUGUAGGGUGGAAUUUGUCUUAUGAUGAGUAAAGAUGACAAUUAAACUGCGUCUGCCAGUGCCUGUGUAGAUACGUAUUCUUGUCUUCAUCUCUAGUUUUUGAAUGCAUGCUCUUUUUCUUUUUCUUUAAUACCUUUGCAAGCAAAUUUGUUUUUAUUUAAAAUCUAAAUUUGAUAAUAAAUUAUUUCAGAUUUUUAUAAUUUGGACAGUUUUUCCAGGUGAGUGGCAGUGGUUUGCUUUAGAAGUCCCUUCUUUCCUUACAGUAAGAAGCUGACUCUACUUGGGAAACUGAGAACCGGCUUAAAGGGAUGGAGCUGGGAAUUGUGGGCUUUGGAUGCACUUUUUUGUUUUUGUUUUUUGAGAAUGGGGGAAUUUUUGCAAAGAAUAGAAAAUUAAUGUAAAUUGGUAUGAUCUUAUUUAAUCAAAAUGAUUGAUAAGCUGUGAAGAACAGCUUCUAUAAAGUAGCUGGCUUUUGUUUUGUUUCUUUUUUUUAACUUUAUUUGAAUUCACAUUGCUUCCAUUUCUGAAAACACUUCACUUUUGGUUUAGUCUUAGAAAUGAAUUUCAAGGAGCAUUGUAUCCAUUGCAUUUUUUUUUUUUUUUUUUUUUUUUAACUCAUGAGCAGAUUCUUGGGGGACCUUUGCUUUGUUCCUCUGGAAAAAGAGGGAUGAAAAUUUUUUUUAGUGAGUUCUUUGGGUUUUCUGAGCAGCCAAGGUGUUUAUUAGUUACAAUGAAUUUUGGCUAAUCAGUGUAAUGUUAACAAAUUUUAGCUCAUUGCUUUGAGUUGAGUUAGUAAAGCUGUGAUGAAUAAUUUAUUUAACUAGAAUACCUAAGCACUCAUAAAGAAAAAGAUUCAUUUUCUGAAAAAUGUUUUAUAGGAAUCUGGCAUUCAUGUUGUUAUUUUCAUUUGAAUAUACUUUUCUUCUACUCUAAUACUUCGUUUGAAUUUUAUUUUAUGGCUGUAAUUACUGUAUUUUUAAAAACCCUACCUCCAUUAACAGUUGGUAAAGGCCCCUUUUCAGGAAAGUUUGUUGCGCUUUUUUGUUUGUUUGUUUGUUUUCAAGGAAAGCUGCUCUUUGCUCAGUAUAGUAUUUUGGAAGUGAACAUGGUAACAAGUACUUUUAAAAUAAAGAUGCACAGUUUAUAUUUGAAAAUAAAAACUUCCUGCUGGUGGGA